AUGGUGCUCGAUGCCGAGAAGCAAUCGAUCGUUUCUGUUGGACAGGUUGGUGAUCCAUCUUCAGGUGGGAUGAGUUCAGUAGAAGAACCUCUCAUAAAACAGAAGCAUACCUCAGAAAAUUACUCUGUUCUUUCAGCCAUUCCCCCGUUUAUCUUCCCAGCUCUUGGAACGUUUCUUUUUGGCUAUGAGAUUGGUGCAACGUCUUGUGCAAUCAUUUCUAUUAAGUCGCCUACCCUAAGCGGAAUUUCAUGGUACAACUUGUCUUCAGUGGAUGUUGGUAUCAUUACUAGUAGCUCACACUACGGUGCUUUAAUUGGAUCCGUUGUGGCAUUUAAUAUUGCUGAUAUUAUAGGAAGAAGAAAAGAGCUGGUUAUAGCUGCAUUCUUGUAUCUUAUUGGAGCCAUUGUGACUGCAAUAGCACCUGUCUUUCAUGUCCUGAUAAUUGGACGGGUUGUGUAUGGCAUCGGGCUUGGACUGACAAUGCAUGCGGCUCCAAUGUACAUUGCUGAGACUGCACCUAGUCAGAUACGUGGACGUAUGAUAUCACUAAAGGAAUUCUCCACCGUCUUUGGGAUGGUGGGAGGAUAUGGAAUCGGUAGCCUCUGGAUUACAGUUAUUUCUGGAUGGCGUUACAUGUAUGCAACAAUUAUUCCUAUACCAGUUAUUAUGGGAAUUGGGAUGUGUUGGCUACCAGCAUCCCCUAGGUGGCUUUUACUGCGCUCUCGUCAGGGAAAAGGGGAUGUGGAGAGCCUUAAACAGGCUGCAAUCAAGUCUCUUCGCCGCCUUAGAGGGUCUGUUGCAGUUGACUCAGCAGCUGAACAAAUAGACGAGAUUUUGGCUGAACUUUCCUCUGUGGGUGAAGACAAAGAAGCUACAAUUGGUGAGUUAUUUCAAGGCAAAUGCUUGAAAGCUCUCACUAUAGCAGGAGGUUUAGUCUUGUUCCAACAGAUAACUGGACAACCAAGUGUACUUUAUUAUGCACCAUCAAUACUACAGACUGCUGGCUUCUCUGCUGCAACUGAUGCAACUCGGAUCUCAAUUUUGAUUGGUCUAUUGAAGUUGGUUAUGACUGGAGUUGCUAUUGCAGUGAUUGACAAGCUUGGAAGGAGACCCUUACUUCUUGGUGGUGUUAGUGGCAUGGCGAUCUCAUUGUUUCUCCUAGGGUCAUACUACAUCUUUUAUAAUAAUUUACCAGCUGUUGCUGUUGCUGCAUUGCUACUCUAUGUGGGCUGCUAUCAGUUAUCCUUUGGCCCUAUUAGUUGGCUGAUGAUGUCAGAGAUAUUUCCCUUAAAACUAAGAGGCAGAGGAAUCAGCAUAGCAGUGCUUGUGAAUUUCGGCACAAACGCUCUUGUGACUUUCGCUUUCUCACCUCUGAAGGAGCUGUUAGGAGCUGGUGUAUUGUUCUGCGAAUUUGGAGUGAUAUGUGUACUGUCUCUCUUUUUCAUAUACUUCAUCGUGCCCGAGACAAAGGGUCUCACUCUUGAAGAAAUUGAAGCCAAAUGUCUAUAA
Messenger RNA from Eruca vesicaria subsp. sativa (arugula), 1509 nucleotides. The record is from the annotation of a GenBank genome assembly. NCBI's taxonomy places the organism in Eukaryota, Viridiplantae, Streptophyta, Magnoliopsida, Brassicales, Brassicaceae.